Messenger RNA from Anopheles stephensi (Asian malaria mosquito), 1602 nucleotides. RefSeq lists its product as uncharacterized. Lineage: Eukaryota; Metazoa; Arthropoda; Insecta; Diptera; Culicidae. The record is from RefSeq and is a predicted model, not a curated record. The coding region runs from base 1198 to 1524 and encodes 108 amino acids. The transcript is spliced from 6 exons.
GUGGGACGCACGAAUGAUAAGACCAAAGUGGCCAACCGGUGGUUUUGUUUUUCUUUUCUUUUUUCUUUUUGCAACAAUCGCCAACUGCUCCAAGUGGAUAGAUUCGAUCGAUUCCGACACCAAUCCCUGCCAAACAGUAGUACACACACACAGUCGGGCGACGGUUCACCCUCCGGGCUGCUGAAUAUCUUCCGGCUUUUCGGCCAUUAGUACGCGGUAUUUAGGCACAGUUUAGUGCUCGACACCCACAUUAAAAGGGGGUUCAUCUUAAGGUCAGGAAGUGAGUGCAACAGGAACAUAUUCGACGGUUGAUUACAUUACGACUGCCCAUUCGAAUGUGGGACGCCCCGGUCGGUGCAUUCAAGUGACAAUUACAGUUAAAAUUACUUGUUAAACAGUGGUGUUAAUGAAAAAUGAAAAAGAAGGACGUGACACACGUACACGCCUGAAUUGAAACGUAGCCAACCGGACGGCGCGAAUUUCGCAUAAAUAGCAAUCAAAUAAGAACCACCCUGAACUACGCAUCAUAAUUUUUAUCACACAUUUGUUGAACUUUUUUUUUGCACCCAUUUGAAUCGUGAACAAACAUCUGCUUAAUUGUGUGUGUGUGAGUGUGUGUGCUGGGUCGGAAGUGUGUGGGACGAGUUUUUUUUUCGGUCAACCCCGGCUAAAAUACAACCCCCCCAUUUUAUGUGCAAUCAGUUGACCAGCAGCAUCAUACGCACCGGCCCAGACACUAGUAGAUGGGCAGUGUGGUACGAGUGAAUUUGCAACAAGCUCCCUAUAAGAGGAGACAAAAAAAAACGGGCAGCAAGAGCAACAUAUAUACACAUCGUUAAAUCAGGCAGCAAUCGACACAUUACGCAAAGUGGAUCAAACAGAACAGAGGGAAAGAUUUAUGAAAAAGGAGAAAAAAAAAUCAAUCCCCAUAUAUUGAUAUCACAUCAAGCCCCGCACAAGCUCGGCGGUACGCAAUAAGCCAAUCCACUUUUCACCCGCAUUGAAUAGUCAAUUAGCGCUAUAAAAAGGCACGCGGGAGCAAAAAUCGCGUUUUGUUUACUGUGAUUCGUUAGUUUUUUGUGGUUUGUUCUACUUUUUAUUGUGCUAACACACACACACAACAAGAGGGUGGAAAGCAUCCACCUACCUUACCCUCUGUUCCGUUACGCUUGUGUCACAUAAAACGCCAGCAACGCCAUGUCCUGGGUGUUUCACCUGCUGUGGAUGUUUCUGGUGCUGAUGCUGUUUUUCAUCGUUUUGCGCCGAAUAUAUUACUUCGGACUGCAUGUGCAUCGACCAGCAGCAACCCCAGCCACAUCGCGCACCCAAACUUCACAACGCUUCGCCGUUUUCACCAUCUAUCAGAACGAACUACGACCAACCGGCCAACAGCGACAGCCAUCGGAACGUAGUCAACCUCCUGCAUAUGCGGAACCACCGCCUCCUCCAAAGUACGACGAGGUGAUAAAAUCACCGGACCUGUUCCAGAAACCACCACCCUACACAGCGACCACUGAAGCGUAAAGUCGCGCGUUCCACUUACAAACAAGAAAAACACAUAAAAAAGGUUUUAAUUUUAAAUAACAAACCUACCAAAUGUAA